Callorhinus ursinus (northern fur seal) is the source of this 658-nucleotide messenger RNA. RefSeq names its product ECRG4 augurin precursor (gene ECRG4). The record is from RefSeq and is a predicted model, not a curated record. Lineage: Eukaryota; Metazoa; Chordata; Mammalia; Carnivora; Otariidae. Gene Ontology annotation, biological process: cellular senescence; regulation of cell population proliferation; G1 to G0 transition.
AUGGCCGCCUCCUCCGCGCGGCCCACCGUGCUGGUCCUGACCGCGCUGGUACUGCUCCUGCUGCUGUGCCUGGGCCCAGGUGGCAUAAGUGGGAAUAAACUCAAGGUGCUGCUUCAAAAGCGGGAAGCACCUGCUCCGGCUAAGACUAAAGUAGCAGUGGACGAGAGCAAGGCCAAAGAAUUCUUGAACAGCCUGAGGCGCCAGAAACGGCAGUUGUGGGACCGGACUCGGCCCGAGGUCCAGCAGUGGUACCAGCAGUUCCUCUACAUGGGUUUCGACGAAGCGAAAUUUGAGGAUGACAUCACUUAUUGGCUAAACCGAGGUCGGAAUGGGCACGACUACUAUGAUUACUACCAGCGUCACUAUGACGAGGAUGCAGCGGUUGGUCCCCAGAGUCCCCACAGCUUCAGGCACGGAGCCAGCGUCAACUACGAUGACUACUGACCAUCGCUCUGUGCUCCGUGCACCAGCCCCGGAAGUGACCCCUUCCCUGCCUCGCACCAUGUGGCUUCUGCUGGGCUUGACUUCAGCAGAUCUUUUCUACCCCCUUUCUGCGACCAGGAAGGAAGAGUUAAAGCAAAUAUCAAUGCCUUUUGAUAUUUCAUGCAAGAAUCUAACAGUGCCUUCCAUUAAAAAAUAGAAAUAAAAGCAUUUUGUU